Molecule: messenger RNA, 3370 nt
Organism: Chelonia mydas (Green sea turtle)
Lineage: Eukaryota; Metazoa; Chordata; Testudines; Cheloniidae
Exons: 2
Coding region: 1104-1736 (210 amino acids)
Biological process (GO): signal transduction
Molecular function (GO): protein binding
Source: RefSeq, a predicted model, not a curated record
AGGGCCACGGGGCCAAACUGUAAACCCUGGGUAGGAUGGGGACCCACCCGGCAGGCCCGGGGGGAGGGGCGGCCCCCCGGCCCCGGCCCCCCGGGUGCCCUGUAUCGGGGGGCUCAGGGCAGCCGAGGAGUGUCCCCGACACAAAGCGCCACCCGCCCGUGGGGCGAACUGGGCCCCUGGCUGGCUUCCCAGCUGGGGAGGCCUGGGCUGAGUGGGAGCGAGGUGGGAGGGCUGGGGCUCCUGGCUCUGGGGUGCAGCACAUUGGUUGUGGUGUCUGAGUGUGUGUGGGGACAGCCAGGGCUCCGCUACCCGUCUUGCCCCAUUGGGAGCGGCCUUUAGCCCUGUCACGCUAGCUCCUUCCACCCCUGAAAUAGCCAUUUCCCCAACCCCCUUCUUCCCCCCCAAAAUCGUGUUACCACUGAGAGCAGAUGCCACCCAGGGAAAACCAGGCGGCUCCGGAUUUCCACACUGAAUAAUCUUCCAGGGCCCCAUCGCGCCAGGCGCUGCACAGACAGGCCAUGCCCCGAAGAGCUUGCAGUCUAAACAGACAAAAGGUGGGGAAGGGAAACUGAGGCAUAGAGCAGGCCAUGUGACUUGCUCAAGGUCAUCAGCAGAGCUGGGAAUAGAACCCAGGUGUCCUGAGUCCUAGCCACGCUGUCUGUCUGCAAGACCCUGGUGCUGUUUUGCAGAAAAGGGUAUCUCUCACCGAAACCUGCAGAACUCACUAGCUUUGGGAGCGGCCAGGGGCUGCAGGGUGGGCGUGCUGCUGAGACAGCAGGGAUCUUUUGGGGUAGGCUGGGGAAACCCUCUGUGCUGUGAGGUGACCCUUCCCUGCUCAGCCCAGCUGCCUGGGCACUGGGGCCUCCCCUCAGAAACACUUGGGUUCUGUGGUUCAACAGCCAGCGAAUCCUGGAGAUCAGAGGAAUUUUGAAAGGGGGACCCCAGAGUCUAAGGGAUGGAGUGAGGAGGAGGCAUUCAGAGAGCAGGUCCCCUCAAGAGGCUGAACAGAGGCUUUUCCACCCAGUCACCCCAAAUCACCUGGCUGCUUUGUUUUGAGGCCCUGCAGGUCUGCUUUUCGGGGGGCUCCAGGGUGAGGUGCCAGGAUGGAGAUGGGUGAGCAGGUGCUGCACAUCCUGGAGGAUCUGAGAGAGGAGGAGUUCAAGAAGUUCAAGUUUUACCUGCCCCAUGGGGGCACGGCUCCCCGCAUACGCCGCGGGAAGCUGGACGGCGCCUCCCGCAUCCAGGUGGCUGAGCUGCUGAUGCAGACAUACCCCCAGGAAGCGCUAGACAUCACCAACCAGGUGCUGUGCAAUAUCCCAAGGCUGGACCUGGUCCAGGGCCACCAGCUCCAGACAGGAGGAGAUGCUGGGAACAGUGGCAAUGACGCAAAUCGCAGUGAGGCUGUGAAUAGCAGCGCCAGGGCAAGUGAGCCGCAGGCCUACGAGAGGCAGAGUCUGGUUUCAGAGCAGCAGCUGAUGCAGCUGGCAGGGAAAAUGGGCAAGUCCUGGAAGCAGAUCGGCAUCGAGUUUCUGGGCCUGGAGAAUCACUGUCUGGAGCAGAUUGAGGAGAACAAUCCCGGCAACACCAAACUGCGAGCUUUCAGCAUGUUCUUGGAGUGGAGGAAACGAGCGAGGCAGGAGGCCACUGUCAUCUGCCUUCUCUCCAUCCUCUCCCAGGACGGGGUGCCCCUUCAGCCUGAGGACCUCGACUGUCUCCGGGACACAGGCAGGGCCUAAGGAGAUCUGGAGGGCUUAGUCCAGGGCAGCGGUUCUCAACCAAGGGUCCAUGAGCAGGGCCAGUGUUAGCCACUCUGGGGCCCAGGGCAGGAAGCCGAAGCCCUGCUGUGCAGGGCUGAAGCCUGGGGCCCUGAGCCCCGCCUCCGGGGCUGAAGCCGAAGUCUGAGCAAUGUAGGUUGGUGUGGGACCCUAGGAAGUUGCCCUGCUUGCUACCUUCUAAUGCCAGCCUUGGCUUUUAUAUGCAGAAAAACAGUUGUGGCCCUGGUGGGCCAUGGAGUUUUUAUAACAUAGGGGGGGUGGGGGGGCACUCAGAAAGAAAAAGGUUGAGAACCCCUGGUCCAGGGGAUGGAGUGGCCUUGACAGUGGUGCUUUAGUUUUGGGGUGUCUGAUUUAAGACCCCCCAGGGCCUGGCUUGCAGAGAGGCCGAGCACCCACCACUCCCAUUGAUCUUAGCUGGAGUGGAGGGUGCUCGGAAACCAGGCCAUGGGUGGCACCGAGGAAUCAGUGGCCACUUUGGAAAAUGCUGGCCUCUGUCCUGCCCCAUGCCUCAGUUUACCUACAUGUGCAGUGGGGAAAACAUGGCCAGAUUCUCCAAAGAGCUCAGUGUCUAGCAGCUCCCAUUACUUUACCCCAGCCAGGGAGGCCCUUGAGGCGGGGGGUUGAUCAGGGUGCCAGAUGUACCUCCUUUAAAGCCACUUUCACUGCCAGCAGCCUCAAGUGCCACUGAGUCAGGCCCAGAUAUGUGUCUGGCUGCUUCCCCCAUCCAGCCUGCCACCAAUUGCUAGCUGGGGUGGGUCAGUCCAAGCAGGGGGCCCAGGAUAGCCCCAGGGAAUGGAUCCAGGAGUGGGGGCAGAUGGAGGGGGAGGAGACACCUGUGAUCUGGGACAGCUAUAAAGUGGGAGACCCUUUGCCCACUCACAGGCACAUCACUUGAAGAAGAACCUGGGGGAUCCACUCCCCCGAUCUCUCCUUGGGUCUCAUCUAGGCAGCUCUUUUUUUUAAAGACCGUUUUUACCAAGAAGCACAAUUGAAGCCUUUUUAUACUUGCAAAGAAAUAAACUUUCUCAAAGCCAGCACAGCUCAGGCCCUGCUUCUCACUGAUUAUAAUCACAGCACAACCCCACGUGGUUGGAUUUCAUCCCAGCCCCGAUGCAGAGCCCUGCAAGAGGGGCAGGAAGCUGUCUUGCUCUGGGGCCACUUGGCUCCGCUGCUAGCCAGGACAGACUAAUAAUAGCUAGAGCUCUGCAGCGGGACUGGGAUCCCACAGGACCCACUGUCAUCACAGCGGGAGCAGGUAAAAUGUACUUUGUUGCAGAUGGGAUUGGGUGGGCAAAAAAACAGACUGCGGUAAUUUGCGGGAAAACAAAAUGCAAGUUUAGCUGCACCUGCUGUUCAAAUUGACCACCUUAUCGAUCACUUAGCUUGAGCCUUCUUUAAAAAUUUCUUUCUAUCAAAAACCUAGAGCGGUGAACAGUAUUGCCGCUAAAUGUUUUUCAGAAAGCAAGAGUAAUCCUGAUCUAUACGUAACUUGAAUGGUUUGUUUCAAAUUUCCCAAACCGGUGCUAGCACGGUGUAAAACAUUCCAGUUUCUUUAAACAACUUUUUAUCAUUAAAAAAAAAUCUGCAUCUUUUAA